Molecule: messenger RNA, 9283 nt
Organism: Amphimedon queenslandica
Lineage: Eukaryota; Metazoa; Porifera; Demospongiae; Haplosclerida; Niphatidae
Product: midasin-like
Exons: 57
Coding region: 1-9219 (3072 amino acids)
Biological process (GO): ribosomal large subunit export from nucleus; ribosomal large subunit assembly
Cellular component (GO): preribosome, large subunit precursor; nucleus
Molecular function (GO): ATP hydrolysis activity; ATP binding
Source: RefSeq, a predicted model, not a curated record
AUGUUGUUAGCCAUGAUGCACACCUGUUCUUUUAGAAUUCUCAAGCACUUCAUUGGUGUGUUAGUUCAAGCAAUGAGAGAUGGUCACUGGUUGAUACUGGACGAACUAAAUCUUGCACCCACUGAUGUAUUGGAGGCAUUAAAUAGAGUUCUUGAUGAUAAUCGUGAGUUGUAUAUAACGGAGACACAGCAACUGGUAAAGGCACACCCUCACUUCCUCCUCUUUGGUACACAGAAUCCUCCAGGGGUUUACGGGGGAAGGAAGUUACUCUCAAGAGCAUUUCGUAAUCGUUUUAUCGAGUUACACUAUGAUGAUAUUCCUCCUAAUGAACUGGUUAGUAUAUUACACCAGAAGUGCUCACUUCCUGAGAAAUAUGCUAAGAAGAUGGUCGCCGUCAUGAAAGAUUUACAACAACGUCGGUCCCUCUCUGGUAUAUUUGAGGGUAAAUAUGGUCUAGUGACAUUGAGGGAUUUAUUCCGUUGGGCUGAGAGAUACAGACGAUCGUUUGUGAGUGAAAACUUUUAUGACUGGGAACAACUACUGGCAGAAGAUGGUACGUGCAAUCAUUUCAAGAAAUCAGUCGACCCCCUAGCCCUCUUCACCAGCCCAGGGGGUCUUGCCACGGCUGAAUGUUUGAAAAUAUUGACCGGACCCCUUCAUGAGGAAUUUCAUCACCUUUACUGGACCCCUGGGCUACUUAAAACUGCAGUACUCCUUUAUAGAGCCAUACAGUUUGAUGAACCAACACUAUUGAUCGGAACCACUGGUUGUGGUAAGACGACUCUGUGUCAGUUAAUAGCUAAGCUGUUAAGGUCAGAGCUGUCAAUUGUUAAUUGUCACUUGCACUCUGAAGCUGCCGACUUCCUCGGGGGACUCAGACCAAUACGUAACAGGAACGAGAAUGAAAAACAAACUCAUUGUCUGUUUGAAUGGAGAGAUGGUGUACUGGUAGAGUGUAUGAAGAGAGGACAGUGCAUAUUGAUUGAUGAGAUAUCGCUGGCUGAUGAUGCAGUCCUUGAAAGACUCAACUCUGUACUGGAGCCAGAGAGGAAGCUACUGGUGGCAGAGAGAGGAGGAGGGAGGGAAGUAAAGGAUGAAGUGAUUGCUGCUAGUGGCUUCCAGUUUAUGGCUACUAUGAAUCCUGGAGGAGACUACGGAAAGAAAGAGUUGUCUCCAGCACUGAGGAACAGGUUCACUGAGAUAUGGUCAACUAAUGUAACUAGUGACGAUGAUUACUCGCUUAUCAUUGAUCAUAAUAUCAAAUCAUAUCUAAAAGGUGGGCCCCCUUGGAGUAGACUUAUGGUUGAUUUUAUGAAAUGGCUCAAAACUCAAAUAAUAUCCUCAAGAUUUACUGUAACAGUGAGGGACGUGUUAUUGUGGGUGGAGUUUAUGAACAAAGUUGCCCCUCCCCUUUCACCUUCUUCUGCCUUCAUCAACGGAGCUAUAAUGAUAUUCAUAGACUCGCUAGGUUGUGGUGGAUCAUGUGAACAGAUCGGACUAAGAGAUGCAUGUAUAAACUACUUACAAGAACUAGCGAAUGAAACUAAUAGCAAUAAUGCUAUGAACCAAGAGAUAGUGAAGAGGGAAGGAACUUUCGGUAUAGCCCCAUUUCUCAUUGAAUCAGGCUCAUUGAAUAUUAAGGACAGUGACCAGUAUUGUUUCAAUGCUAAUGGCCCGUGUAAUAAUUUGUAUCGAUUGCUGAGAGGAUUACAACUAAAGAGACCAAUAAUGCUCGAAGGAGCUCCAGGGGUUGGUAAGACCAGUCUAGUAUCAGCUUUAGCAGCUGCUUCUGGUCACUCAAUCACUAGGAUUAAUCUCUCAGAACAUACUGAUGUUAGUGAUUUGUUUGGUUCUGAUCUCCCAGUUGAAGGUAUCAAUGGCAUCAAGUUUGAGUGGAGGGACGGACCUUUUCUAAAAGCAUUGAGAUCCGGAGAAUGGAUACUACUGGAUGAAAUGAACCUUGCUUCACAGUCUGUACUAGAAGGACUCAACGCUGUCCUGGACCACAGAGGAGAAUUGUAUAUUCCUGAGCUUUCAAAGACAUUCCAUGUUCCUUGUUGCACUCGUCUCUUUGCCUGUCAGAACCCUGUCACACAGGGUGGAGGGAGGAAGGGACUCCCACUGUCCUUCGUUAAUCGCUUCACUCAGGUUUAUUUGGAGCCAAUGUCUGAUAGUGAUCUAGUUUUCAUCACUUGUUCAAUUUAUCCUGAUAUGGAUAAAGAGACUGUACAAAGAAUGGUCAGAUUCAAUAAUAAGGUACAUGAGUACUGUGGGCCCAGCUCAUUGUGGGAGUUUAAUUUACGUGACAUACUGAGAUGGAGUGAAGUCAUUAAUAAGAACCAACCAAUUCAUUCUUCACCUGCUGAAUCUAUGAGACUAUUGUAUACUUACCGUCUGAGGAAUAAGGAAAUGAGAAAUAAAGUUGAAGGCUUGUAUGUGGAGUGUUUUAAUGAAGAGAGUAUAGCACCAGGUGGACUAUUACACUUAUCAGAUGAUGUUCUACAAAUUGGAGGUACAUUAGCUAAAAGAGGUUACUAUCGUUACGAUGAUAUUUCUGAGCAUUUGAAAAUACUCCCAUCCCAAACCCACCUACUAGACGUCCUGCUUAGGAACACUACAAUGAACUGGAUGACAAUACUAGUUGGUGAAGGAGGUAGUGGCAAGAGCUCACUCGUUCGUAUACUCUCCACAUUAACUGGACAUAAGCUGUUAGAGUAUCACAUGAACACUAGCACAGACACUAGUGAACUCAUGGGAGGAUUUGAGCAGGUCAAUUAUGAGAGGGAGUUGAGUAAUUUGGUGAGUAGGUGUGACUACUUGUUGACAUGUUUGAGGACCAUAAAUAAAGGAAAUUAUAAUCUACAAAUAGAUGAAUUAAGGAGCUCAUUAACAUUAAUUAAUAAUAAAGAAGGAAGCGUUUUGAAGGAAAGAUGCCUAGAAUUGAAAGAAGUAGUGGAAUCAACUUUAAAUAUUGUUUCAUCUUCCUUGCAAAAUGAGUCUGAAUUAUUCUCAGAUUUUCAAGACUUAUUGUGUUCUUGUGAUAGUUUGUGUGUUAAAGUGUGUGGUGGGUCUACCUCAGGUCAGUUUGAGUGGGUCAAUAGUAUACUGAUAACAGCUCUCACUCAUGGAUACUGGCUACUUGUUACUCAAGCUAACUUCUGCAGCCCAUCAGUGUUGGAUAGAUUGAAUCCAUUACUGGAGCCUAAUGGAGCAUUGUCUAUUGAUGAGAGAGGAGUCAUUGAUGGCACUGUACCAACUGUUAAACCACAUAAAGACUUUAGGUUGUUUUUGACAAUGGAUCCUGUCCAUGGUGAAAUAUCAAGAGCAAUGAGGAACAGAGGAAUAGAAAUCUCAAUAUUACCAAAGGAUAUUGAAUCUCUUCACUGUGAUUUAUCUUCACUCUCUUACUCAAUGAGUGUUAAGUCCCUCAUGUCUGAUCCAGUCACUGCACUGGUUAAAAGAGAUCUUCACUACAUCCUCAUACAAUUCAUUAAUUCUCUUAAUACAAGACAUACCACCAUUAAUGAUUUAUUAUCAUUGCAAGCUCAUUUAAGGCUAUUCAUUGAUUUGUCGUCAGCGUCUGAUGUACUGCCACGUUACAAUGCUCUCAUUAAAUUGGCUGAUAAUAUUAGCCACACCCCUUUACUUCAGUGUGUUGUCAUGGCAACAGCAGAUGUACUUUCCGAUGACGACUUUAAGAGUGCAACUAGAAGAAUCUCAUUACAUUUAAUGUUUAUAUUAGGUAAAGACUAUCAGUCUCAUUUUAAUUAUAAAAUUAAUGAGGCACUACAUGGAGUACAACCAAAUAAAGAAACAGAUUAUUUUGAUGGCGUUGUUGAUUCCAAGUUAUUGUAUUAUACUCAUAAAAGAUUGAGUAUUUGCAUGAACAAUGAAUGGUCUACUGCCCCUAGUCUAUUUCAAUCAGUUAACAGGAGCUCAGUAUCAAGUGGGUCUGUGAUUGAUCGGAAGACUAUAAUAAAGCUAAAAGAGUUUUUAGAUACGUUUUUGACUGAAUUACAAUGUAGAUCUAGUGAUAAAAUACUGUCAGAUAGAGCUAUUGAUUGCUUGAGGUUAUUCGUAUUCACUUGUCACACUCCUGACUGGUCUGUCCCAAAGCUUGCUGUUAGCUGGUCGCUACUAAAGAAAAUCACCUUUGCAGAAUAUGAACCAAGCAACAAUGUUGCCAGUCUUCUUGAGUCUUGUGCUGUAUUGGAUCAGUUAAAUUCAGUAGAUGCUCAUUGUAUUCAGUUGUUUAGGAAAGGACUAGGUUCACCAUUACCUCCUGCUUCACUCAUGCAAAUUAAUUUGAUGGAUCUUCUUUUAUCUGCUACCAAUAAACAACAUUCAUCAUCUCCUCCUCUUCAUAUCCUUGAUGAUACUACUAAUCGUAGCUCUAUCCUCCAGCUAAUGACAGAGUAUCAUUGCAGUGGUAGCAAUAAUGAAGAACAAGAUAAAGAAGCUUGCUUGAAAUUAGAGGAACUUUUGACUAGUAUACCUAACAGUCAACCUUCUUCUAGUCUUGUUCCUGAUGUUGUGAGACUGGCUUUAAAUGCAAUACCUGAUCUAUUUCUGGCAGUCUCUACCAGCUAUGAUGCUGAGUCAUUAGCAGAGAAGAAAAGGUCAUUCAUAAGAUAUUGUCUUCGGGUACCACAGUGGUCACUGCAUUCACUCCUAUGUAUCCCUGAUGCCACUAAUGAAGCAAAGAAUUUUACUGAAUGGUUAGAGCUGCUUUCUACUGACACAAACCUUUCAUUAUCUUCUUCCUUUAUUGUGAGCGAGUCAUUAUCGGAUCUAACCUUCUCUCUCCUCUCUUCUAAUGAUGAGGAGUUUCCUGGUGAUGGGUCUAGCACUUCAAUCACUGUUCAGAAUUUUGAUAAGAAAUGCUCUGAAUUGCAUGUAUUACUGCAAUUUCUGUUUAUGAAGUGUUUCACUGAAAAAUCUCAGAGCACAAAAUGUGAACAAGAGAUUCAAGUGCUUAAAGAUGUGUUGAAUAGGAUACUCCUAUCCCUUCAGUCAGUCAUUAAGGAUCAGUUUGAUAUCAAUACAGUGCUUAGUGACACAACUCACAGCCUAACUAAUAGAGCUACAGCUGUGUCAGAACUCUUUCUCUCAUUAUUGGAGAGGAAUGAAAUCUCUGGAGUUGCUUGGAGCCACUUUUUUACUUCAUUAUCAUCAGCAUCAGUAGCUUUAGAAUCUGGUGGUAGAGGGACAAGAGAAGCAGUAGAGACUGCUAGAGUAGCUAUUGGUGAAGGUCUGGUUCAUUUAUUAGCUCCAGUAUCAGCAGUUGAUCCACUAGUAAUGGAUAAUAGCACUAACGAAUACCUGGAACUACUAGUCACUAUGAAUAAUUCAUUUAUAGAAUCAUUUCAAUCUUACAUGAAUGCUGUAGCCCAUGGUGUACAGGACCAGCUCUAUAUCCAUCAGUCCCAGUCCACUCCUCAUCAGUAUGUGUCUUCUAAAAUGAAUUCUGCCAGUCAUUGGACUACAGAACUUAAUAAGAGGCAAAAUAUUCUCAAAAGAUUUCAUACAGAAAGAUACAGUGAUCUUACUGAAGAAGCUAGUAGAGUAAUCCAGACUCUUGUUUUUCCUGGGAAAAUUCACCAAGUUCUAGAGAGUGGUGAUUUUGAGAGAGAGGCUUGGCUUGAAAGCAUGUAUUCAGCUAUUAAACGAUUGAGAGAGAACUACACUCCAUACAUUGAUCUAGUGCAACCUUUCAUUGCUGGGCUAACAUUACUUUGUAAAGGAAUAAAGGAUUUGGCUGAUGCUAGGAAUUCAUUGAGACUACAGAGUGGGUGUGUUGGUAUGCUUGUCAGGUUCCCGUACUGGAAUGAGUCUCGUGGUUUGGGAGAACAGGAACGAAUUAAACAAAUAUUAGAGUAUUGUCACAAGAGAAAUAAUGACUGGAGCACUUCAUUAAAAUUAAUCACAGUUGCUGUGGAAAUGUCGCUCUCUUUGUUAACUAAAUCAAAAAUUGGCAUCAAAAAUUCAGGGAUUUUUGUUAAUGUAGUUAAUUUUUGUUACCUUCUAUGGAAAGAGGCUGAUGCAAGAGAGAGACAAAGACAAAUUGAGGAGGAAAGUAUUUAUAAAUAUAAACCGAUUACUUGCACUAUCACUGAUGAGGAGGAACAGGAAACAAAAGAGAUAAACUCUUUAUUUUCAAACUAUGACUCUUAUUUUUUGUCUUCCCCUGAUACUGAUAUUACAACACCCAACCACACUGAUUCAGAAUCAGCCGAGAUCAAGAAAUCAGAUGGCAUUGCUUCGUAUCAAAUGAACGAAACUCAAAUGAGAUUAGUAAAGGAGCUACAUGAACUCCUCUGCUAUAAAGAAAGCAUCCAUUAUUCCUUAUCCUCACCUUCCCCACUUUCUCUUCCUUUUCAAUCUACUCCAAGUCUUUCAGCUGUUAGUCUAGCCAGUGAGAUGUGGAGGGGACAGGUUCAUGCUAGCACAAGAAAAGAGUCUGAUGCUUCUUUUGUCAUUGGUCAAGCUAGAGCAGUUCACUCUGUACUCAAAGCUGUAUCUACCAAUGAACAAAGAAAUAAGUCGUUUAUAAUAUAUUGUGAUCCAUUGGUCAGUGAGGCCAGGAGAGCUCGUGUUGUAUUGAUCAAAUUGAAGGAAAGAGUCAGGGAAGUACUGGUUGAAUUACCUGAUUAUCCUCUUCUGAAACAAAUAUUAUUUGCCGUCGAUCAAGUUCUUUCUCUUGAUCUACUCAGUCCCUUAAUGAAGAUAUUGGCUGGACUUGAAAAUGUUUUGAAAAAAUCACAAGAUUGGGAAGGGUAUGCUUGCUCUAGACUAUCUAUCUCCACUCAGCUCUCAGCUCUCACUGAACUUGUAUUAGAAUGGAGACGACUAGAACUUAAUUCUUGGUCUAAUCUCCUAAGCAUGUGCAAAGAUGAUUUCAUUAGUCAGAGCUGCAAGUGGUGGUUUUAUUUGUAUGGUUUAAUAAAUGAAGAGAGACUGUCAGAAUCUGAUGCUGUUACAUUGUUGCAGUCGUUCAUUGAGUCCAGCUCUAUUGGUGAUUACACUAACAGGCUGAGAAUGAUUGAAAGCUUUGGUCUACAAUUGGAAGAAGAUAACUCAUCAUUGAGUCAUAUACUAUCUAAUGUACACACGUACUAUAUUCAAUUUGAGGAAUCUGUCAAUGACAAUAUUAACCAGCUCUCUGAACCAAUAGAAACUGGACUAAAAGAUUAUUUAAAGAUACUAAGAUGGAAAGAUGGGAACUAUUGGUCCAUAAAACAGCAAAGUGAGAGGAGUCAUGCCACCCUCUCAAAACACAUAAAGCAAUAUAAAGAUGUUCUCUCACAACCAGUCAAACCAGUUUUAACAACCGGUAGCAUCAAAGAGAAAUCUCAUUCUAGUGAAGGUGAUUCUGCGCUUGAAGGUUUUGUAUCACAUCUUAAGAGUAGGGAUGAGAAAGUUACUACAUUUAAUGGAGAGUUUAAUUUUACUCUAAGAUUAAGUGAAGGAGACUCCUCACUGAGUGGCACUGAUGCUUACAAUAGGCUGAGGCAGUUAUUGAACAGAUAUAAGAGGAACCAGUUACUCUUACAAUGGACUGAACAGUUGGAUGAGUUCACUGGGUCUGUCAUUAGCGACUAUCACUCACUGCAAUCCAAUGACAUUCCUUCAAAAUUGAGUAAGGAAGAGAGAGAGGCAGCUAUUAAGCUUCUACUUAUGAAAAGGAAAAGGGCAUUCACUGAUCUUUUUAAGACCUUGAAGUCAAUGGGUUUGUCUUAUAGAAAAGGUGAAGAAUUAUCAGAUCAAAACCUUCAGCUCCUAUCCCUCACUUCUCCAUCUCUUAUUAAAGAAGCACUUGACACUCACCUCAUUAAUGACUGCAACUUGUAUUUCUUCCGUUGUGUUUUAAGAUCUGCCGCACUCAAUUCUGCAUUAGCAACACCAUCAAAAGAAUUGAGUAUGACACAUGUAUUAUGGAUAAGAGGCUACUGUGUACAGUUGAUGGAGGCACUGUGUGUGCAAAGAGAAACACUGUAUGAAGGACAAAAAGAACUGCUUUUAUUCAAUCAUUUGUUAGAAAGGUUAAGAGUUUCUUCAGACUGUGUAGCUGUUUCACUUACUGAGUAUAAAAAAUGGCUGAUUUGUCUCUGUGAUUGCUUGCAACAAUGCAUUGAAGGAAUCAGUGCCUGUCAAGAGAUAUCUGAGAUGAUUCCAGACGUUAUUGAUGUCUCUCUUAUUCCUCUACCUCCCUCAUCCCUCCCUCCUCUAUUGACUGAGCCUUCUAUUAUGAAGAAGGAAGGAGAGAAGCUCUCAGAAUGGAGCAAAGUGUUAGAGGAUAAGCUCCAAACUGCAAUUGAGUACACUAAGAGUAUGAAGAGAAAUGAGUUAUAUUUUAUCACAAGAAAUGAGCUCUUAUUCCUCACUAAUGGAUACACACUACUGCAAGAGUUUGUAUCUGACCCAGUCAACCAGUACUUGAAUGCUAUACUAGGAAAACAUAAUGACAGCUUUGAUUCUUUGUGUUUUAUGAAACACCUACAAAGCAAAAUUUCACUGAAAUGCCAGGGAUUUAGUACUUGGACUGCUGACGUUGUAGGAUCGACCAAUCAGAUUGUUCCAGUCACAUGUGAUUACGAGUCAAUGCUCAAGCCUUUAUUGCUUGGUGUUCAGCAUGUGAUGGAAAAAGAGAAAGUUAUGAAGGGAAAAAGUGAAGAGGAUGAGGAUGGGCUUCCUGUUUAUAAAUUCCUUUGUGAUUUCUCCUUAAGUAAUUUAAAAGAAAUCAAUACCAACGAAGUUAUAAACUGUUUGAUUACAAUACUUGAAAGUGGUUCUGCUCCAUGCAGUAGUGAAGUUUUAAUUCCAUUUAUGGAGAAGUAUCACUCCUUACUUGAAAGAGUUUGUUAUGAACAUGCAUUGGUACAUAGGACCCUAUCAAAGAUGACCUCUUGUCUAUUAGAGAUAUACACCAAUGUAUUGAUAAAGGGUUUUUGUGUGCCCCCUGAACUAAUGGAGGAUACUAAAGGAGGAGAAGAAUUCGUCGAUCAAGAAGCUGGUGGUUUUGAUGAAGGAGAAGGAGCUAAUGAUGUCAGUGAGAAUAUUGACAGAAAUAAUCUGGAAACUGGUGGGGAUGGCACUGAUCAAUCACAGAAUGAGGAAGGAAGAAAAGGAGACGAUAAAGGUAUUGAAAUGGAUGAAGAUUUUGAUGGGAAAUUGGAAGAUGUUCCAGAGAAGGAUAAAGGAGAUGACAAAGAAAAGUAAAAACACAAUGACACAUAAAAAAAGAAACUGCUAGCAACUCACAGUAAUUAUGUAUAGCCUCACU